AUGACAUUAUUAAUAUUGAUCGCUUCAAAUAUAGGAAAGAACUUGUUAAGCACUGAAUGUCCCGAGAGUAAUAAAAUACCAAAGCCUAGGAUUGAUGUUACACAAUUUACAGUCAUUAUCCGAAACAAAAAACGCCUAGAAGGGGUUUAUCAUAAUCUAUUAUUGGAUUUGAUACUUAUUGAUCCUUUCAAUCCAAGAAACAAAAUUUUAGUACCAUGUCCUUAUGUUAGAUCAAAUAAUAAAAUUGAAAUUCGCGAUGAUUAUAGAUCGAAACGUGAUCCAAAUAACAUGUUUGAUCUAACGUUUUAUUGUGAUUCAAAAGACGAAAAAAUGUGUAAUAAAGCCAAAGCAACAUUCGAAUCUGUUGGAAGAAUUUUAACUUCAAAAUUAUUACUUAAUACAAGAAUUGGUUUGAAGGCUAGUUUUAAACCUUUAGAAGAAAAUUUAUUAGGUUCAGCAGGUCCGUCCCGAACAAUUCCUUUCAGAGAUGAUGAUGGAAAAAUUCGGUUAUAUGCACAAGCUCUCGCCAAACAAUUUGAAUUAAAUGUUCAUCCAGAGUAUGCACCGAUUGAUAUUUUAGCUGAUUUUAAUUCAAAUUUUCCAUUUUGGUUCGAAGGCGAUCCGCAAAUCCAACCGAAUCAAACCGGUUUUGAAGAACUCGUGUUGCAUGAAUUAACACAUGGACUUGGUUUUCUUUCCAGUUGGAGUAACGAUUAUCUUGAUCAAAAUUCACUAUUCCUUACUCCUAAUGUUGAUGGUAUUAUUUAUAAUGUUGGAGAUAAUAUUGAAAGAAAUUCUGAAUUGGUCUUUCGUGGAUUUUUAGAAAAUGCUUUUGAUAAAUAUAUGGUUUUAACAUCAGAUAAAACACGUACGACAGAGUUAACAUCAAAACUUGAUAAAUUUCUGGAUGGUCAAGCCACAAAAUUUGCUUCAAUUAAUGAAUUUAAAGAAAAGUUUAAGGCUUCAUCACAAUUCGAUAUAGCGAAACAGAUGUAUGCAAAUUGUAUUAAAUCUAAUUCUAUAGGUUUUUUACUUAAUACAUCUAAUUCAAAAAAUGACGUAGUAGUAUUAGAAACUGGUAUAGAUCCUUUUCGAAGCGGUUCUAGCUUAAGUCACGUAGAUGAAAAAUUGUUUGAUAAUUCUAGUGAGUUUUUAAUGACGUUUGAACAAACAGCUGGAAGGACUCUAGAAGAUUCUAUCGCUGCAAGUGGUACUAAAGGCGGUAAAGAGGAGGCUGUUGGACCAAAAUUAUUGGCUAUUUUGGAAACUUUAGGGUAUAUAUAUAUUAAAAAAUUUUUACGAAUCGAAUAUUACGAGUCAAAAUGA
This is a messenger RNA of Dentiscutata erythropus, 1326 nucleotides long. NCBI's taxonomy places the organism in Eukaryota, Fungi, Glomeromycota, Glomeromycetes, Diversisporales, Gigasporaceae. The record is from the annotation of a GenBank genome assembly.